AUGACGGCCACGUCGCUCAGACUGGCCUUGGUCGCCAUCAUCGACGACCUCUUGACCCUCAACUCGACCGACCACCACACCGCCCAAGCGCUCGACCGCCUCGAGGGCGUCCUGCACCCUCUCGCCCUCGCCGACCCCUCAUCGUCCAACAAGCUCGACCGCUUCCUCGACACGCAGGACUCGCUCGACCUGAACCUCACCACCGUCCUCCUCCAGCACCUCGCCCGCUCUCUCGGCCCCAACCACCAAGACUCGCUCCUCGUGUGGUCCAACUGGACUCGCUCGCUGCGCCUCGUCCAGGGCCUCUUGCUCCUCCACCCGCCGAGCCAGCGCCUCUUUGCCCGCCGCUCGUCCUUCGAGUACCUCCUCGCCAUCCUCGACCUCGCCCGCACCGCCCUCCCACCGGCCUCACCCUCUCUCGCGUCCACCUCGACCUCGAACCCCGCACCCCUCCCCUUCCCCUCGCCUGUCCUCUUUCCCCCAACCCCGCUCUCCUCCCCUCGCCUCUCCUCCCAACGCGCCCCUCCACCACCCGACCCUCGCGCCCUCGCCGCGACCCACCUCGCCCUCGCAGCCCUCGACGUCGUCCUGUGCGCCCUCGUCGACCGCCCGGCCAACGUGCGCGUGUUCGAGGACCUCGACGGCCUCGCCCACCUCGUGCGCGUCCUCAAGGACAAGGCGGUCGCACAGCCUGUGCGCAUCAAGGUCAUCGAGCUCCUGUACUUCUACCUCCUCCCCGAGGCGAACCCGACCUCGACCUCGAGCGCGCCCGACCCCGCACUUGCUUCGUCCACGUCCGGCGCGUCGGCUCUUGACGAGCGCAUCCUCGGCAUCUGCGGCCCCUCGGGCGCGGGCGCGAGCGCGAGCGACGCCACCGCCGAAGCGCUCCCGCGCCUGUUCGCCGAGACGGCCGCCUCGUUCGUCCCGCAGACGCCCACACGGCAGCGUGUGCGCCGCACCUCGUCGUCGUCGGCGGCGGCGGCGUCGUUCGAGCCGACCCUCUCGACGCCCCGGAGCGCCAUCGAGCGCACGCCGUCCCGCGCGGCCUCGAGCGCCACCGAGCGCGAGCCGCCCUCGCCGAGCCUGAGCGCGAGCAGGAGCGCUAUCUCGGCGCCGACGACGCCACGCGCGUUGCGGCACCAGCGCUCGCAGAGCCUCACGUCGCUGCGGGACGUCGGCGUCGUCGGCGGCGGCGAGCGGCGCGGCGCCGCCGGGCCGCUCGAGAGCCCCGGUCGCCUCAGCAGGUACCUCCCGCCGCCACCGGCGUCGCCGCGCGCUGGCGCACCGGCUCGUCCUGCGCCUCCUCCUCCUCGUCCUCCCUCGCCGCGCGCGCUGCACGAGCCGAGGCCGCCGCGAGCGCGCCACUCGACCCCGUCGUCGACGACUUGUUCCUCGUCGUCGUCCUCCACCGCGACCACCACCACCGCCACGAACCUCCCCGAGCCAGCCAACGACUGCUACGCCUUCCCCGACCCGCCCACCGCCUCGGCACCCUCGACGCCCCGCGCUCGCGCUCAACCGCCCUCGCGCCCCAGCGCCGCGCUCGAGCCCCUGCCGCCGCCGCAGCAGCAGCAGCAGCAGCCGGUCCCGUCCCCGCGCCGCCCGGCACAGGCCCACCGCCGCGCCCAGUCGAUGCUCGACAUCGUCGGGCUCGGUCGGGCCCCGAGCACGAGCACGAGCGGCGCUCGUCCGCCGCCACCGCCGCCGGGCCCGGCCCCGAGACGCAGCAGCAGCUCGUCGGCGGCCGCGGCGCGCGAGCCUUCGGGCCCGCUCGUCGAGCGCACGAGGGCCGAGCGCGACGCCCGUCGCGAGCGCGAGCGCGAGCGCGAGCGGCACGGCGCCAUGCUCCCGCCGCCCGUCCCCUCCUCGGCCUCGGCCGCGCGCCCCGGGCACGUACGCGCGCGCUCCUCUGCGUCGAGCACGGGCACGGGCGCGAGCACGGGCGCGGUGCAGGCGGCUGUCGAGCGCCUCGAGCGGCGCGCGAGCGUCGAUGAGGCGGCGGUGGCGGGGCGGGCGAGGGGGCGCCUUGGGUCUGGGUCGUCGUCGUCGUCGAGGGCGGGGGGCAGGGGGCCUGGAGCGGGAGUGGGAGUGGGAGUGGGAGCAAGGGCGGGCUCAGGAGCGGCUCGAGCGGGCUACGACGUUGGCUCGAGCGGCUCGAGCGCGUCGGCGGGCUCUGCGCGGUCGGCGAGCACGGCCGCGACGACGGCGGCGUACUCGUCGAGCGGGACCGAGGGCAGCGGCGGUAGCGCCGGCCAUUGGCGCGCCGGGUCGAGGCCGAGCGCAGCGUCGUCGAGCAGCAGGCGCCCAGCGUUGGCGGCGGCGAGCACGCGGACAGAGCUCGAGAAGAAGGAGCUCUUGCGGCGCGUCAUGCCCAACGUCGAUGCGCUCGAGGACAGGUUCCGCGCCAUGGGGCUCGGGCUCGCGCCGUGA
Rhodotorula graminis WP1 is the source of this 2430-nucleotide messenger RNA. RefSeq lists its product as uncharacterized. The record is from RefSeq and is a predicted model, not a curated record. The transcript has 3 exons. NCBI's taxonomy places the organism in Eukaryota, Fungi, Basidiomycota, Microbotryomycetes, Sporidiobolales, Sporidiobolaceae. The coding region runs from base 1 to 2430 and encodes 809 amino acids.